Aspergillus ibericus CBS 121593 is the source of this 213-nucleotide messenger RNA. RefSeq lists its product as uncharacterized. The record is from RefSeq and is a predicted model, not a curated record. Bases 1 to 213 code for a protein of 70 amino acids. Lineage: Eukaryota; Fungi; Ascomycota; Eurotiomycetes; Eurotiales; Aspergillaceae. The transcript has 2 exons.
AUGGCGGUUGGCAGUGUUUUCAGGGCUCGACUCGAUGCGCCUACCGGCCCCCCGAAGCCCCGAAAGAGGGUCAACACGAAGUACCUGGCCCAACAUACGUGGUUCUCCCGCGUACCUGCGACAGCCCACGGUUCGUAUCCGUUACCUACCAGCAAUCCUCUUCAUGAUUCACAUCUCCGGAUCGCCGAGAGUUCCCUCUUGUCACCUACGUAG